AUGGAUGUCCACGUACAGUCUACGGUGAUAGCUGUAAUGCCGCUGCUAAAUUUGAAGUUGAGUGAGAUUUGCAAGACUUUACUAGAUAUGGUAAUUGAGUCGAAACUAGAAUCCAAUAUAGAAGCGCUUAAACUGAGAAAAGAAGAAUGUUUAUCACGAUAUAACCAACACUUUAAACAAAAAAAACUAUUUGGUGACUUAUUUGCUACUACAACGCUCACGCCUAUAGAUACGUCCGAUGGAGUGCCUAGGUGCGGCAAUUGUCAUUGGGAAGCACAUGGGUCGGUAUGCCUUCAUUGUGGUACGAGGUUCAGAAUGCCACGAUAUAGUGACGAUGAAGAAGAGGAGGAUGAUGAUUAUGAGGAUGUUCGCACGAGCCGCGGGGUUGCCAUUGGUGUCAAUGAGGGUGAAUUACUGGAUGCAUACGACUCAAACGAUAGCUUUAUUGAUAGUCGGCCUGUGGAAGAGAUUGAAGGGGAGUUUAGCACCAGUCAUAAUAUAACGUUUAGUGAUGAUGAUUUGGAUGUGCUAUCUUCAGAAGACGAAGCGACAAGAGCAGGAUUGACCGAUUGGAAUGGGUUUGAAAGUGCUUCGUCUAGUGUUGUUGGUAGCAGGACAGAUCGUAGGCGACCGAUUGCAAGAUUACGUAUAAUGUCAGAUGAUCUGGAUUUCGAUAUAGCAGGAGAUAUUCAGUUGGAUGGAGUUGAUGAAAGUGUUGAAUGGACCGACUCGGUGACUGGUCUAAUUGAUAGCCAUAGUAGCGAGGACGGCUCUGACGCAUUUGUUGAGAACGAAGAAGAAGAAGAAGAAGAUGAUGAUGAUGAUGGAGGGAGCGAAUUCGAAGUGAGUGCAGGAGGCAAUGACAGUGAAGAGAGCAAUAGUUAUUAUGACAAUUACGACGACGAAGAUGAUGAUGACGGUCGCUAUUAUUUGAGUGAGUGA
Molecule: messenger RNA, 942 nt
Organism: Lodderomyces oxycetoniae
Lineage: Eukaryota; Fungi; Ascomycota; Pichiomycetes; Serinales; Debaryomycetaceae
Product: ubiquitin-protein ligase
Exons: 3
Coding region: 1-942 (313 amino acids)
Source: RefSeq, a predicted model, not a curated record